This is a messenger RNA of Clupea harengus (Atlantic herring), 4447 nucleotides long. It is a transcript of the gene cnksr3, whose product is annotated as connector enhancer of kinase suppressor of ras 3. Gene Ontology annotation, molecular function: protein binding. The transcript has 23 exons. The coding region runs from base 119 to 2869 and encodes 916 amino acids. Gene Ontology annotation, biological process: regulation of signal transduction. NCBI's taxonomy places the organism in Eukaryota, Metazoa, Chordata, Actinopteri, Clupeiformes, Clupeidae. Gene Ontology annotation, cellular component: cytoplasm; membrane. The record is from RefSeq and is a predicted model, not a curated record.
UCUCUCUCCCUCUCUCUCAGGGCUGGAUGACAGUCUUCAGCAGUACGUGCAGAACUUUGAGCGGGAGAAGGUGGACGGGGAGCAGCUGCUGAAGGUGUCCCAUCAGGACCUGGAGGAGAUGGCCGUAACGCGGAUAGGCCACCAGGAGCUGUUUCUGGAGGCUGUGGACCUGCUCUGUGCCCUAAAUUAUGGGGUGGAGACGGACAACAUGAAGAUGCUGGUGGGGAGGAUGCGGGCCGCGUCCAACAACCUGCACAAUGUGGCGUCCGAGCGGAGGAGGAGCCCGGCGCACGACGGGGGCGCGGCGCGCAAACCGCCCAACGAGUUCCUCACCGCGGUGGUGGAGCUCAUCGGAGCCGCCAAGAACCUGCUGGCUUGGCUCGAUCGCACUCCGCUGACAGGCAUCAGUGACUUCACCUCGACCAAAAACAGAAUCAUCCAGCUUUGCCUUGAGCUGACCACCACUGUCCAGAAGGACUGCACCGUUUACGAGAUGGAGGAGAAGAUUCUGGAAGUGUCGCGCCUCCUGACCAGCGUCUGUGACCAGACCAUGAGAAUGACCUCUGACCCCCUGAGGAAUCAUAUGGCCUGUCUAGAGGAGGUCAACAUCACCAACAUCAAGCCUGGAGAAGGCCUGGGCAUGUACAUCAAAUCCACAUACGAUGGGCUCCACAUCAUCACAGGAACCACAGAGCACUCUCCCGCAGACCGAACGCAUAGAAUCCAUGCUGGAGAUGAGGUCAUCCAGGUCAACAGACAGACAGUGGUGGGCUGGCAGCUGAAGAACCUGGUGACCAAGCUGAGGGAGAACCCUCUGAGUGUGCUUCUCAUGGUGAAGAAGAGGCCCUCAGGGACCUGCAGCUUCACCCCCGCCCCCCUCAAGAACAUGCGCUGGAGACCCCCUGCCCAACAGAACCUAGCCUGUCCACGCCCCGCUCAGGCCCCCAGAAGUCCUGUGGAGGCCCCUGUGAAGAAGGAGAAACCUGCCAUUUUGGACCUGUACAUUCCCCCUCCUCCCUCAGCUCCAUACGCCCCGCGGGAUGCCAAACCAACAGUGUGCACGGGCGUCAAACUAAGGGCUAAACGCUCACAGUCGCCCAACUCAUUCCUCGACCACGAGGGCCGGCGGCGGUUCACCAUCGCCGACUAUGAAAGCAAGGCCGUGCCCAGCCCCGUGCCCAGCCCUGUGGAGCUCCCCGUGCCCCAGGCCCGCAUGAGGCAGCGAGCGCCCUCCAGAGGGAAGCCGCGGCCCGUGUCCAUGCCUGUAGACACUUGCCUGGGUCUGUCGGACUCGCCCUCCAGGCUGGGUCCCCCAGGCAGGAAAGGUGAGAACCCUCUGCACCGGUACCUCAGCAACGAGCGUAUCGCCACCAUCUCCGAGGAGACGCCCUGCUACCCGCUGCCCUACCGGCCGCUGGCGGGGGCCGAGCGGCCGCUGACGCGCGGCGUGGACCACAUCCGCGGGAGCCAGUGCUUCAUCAACGCCGAGCUGCACAACAGCGCCACCAUCCCCUACCAGGAGGCACUGGCCAAGAAGGCCCCUAAGCCCAAGCCGGCGCAGUCCCCCAACGAGCCCUCGCUGCUGAGCAGCUGGAUCGCUCGGCUCAAGCUGCUGACACAUGCGGAUUUACCGAGCGCGUGUCCUGCAAUGGCGUCCACUCUCGAAUUUCGUGUCAUUGUCUCCCCGUCCGAAGUGACACCUCGAGAGGCUCGUCGUGAUAGACCAGGCUCAGUACGUCACUGCAGCCGGCGGCCGCCUCGGGGUAAUGCUGUGAUGAGUCGUCGUAAAGUGUCUGUGAAGGACCUCGGGCAGGGCGAGUGCUAUGGCUGGCUUUACAAGAAGAAGGACAGCAGGGGCUUUCUUGGAACCCGAUGGAAGAAGUAUUGGUUCGUGCUGAAGCGGAGCGCUCUGUACUGGUAUACCAGUCAGAUGGCGGAUAAAGCGGAGGGAUACAUCUACACGAGAGACUUCACUCUGGAACAGGCCACAGAAUACAAGAAGAAAUAUGCCAUGAAGGCCAGUCAUCCUCAGAUCAUGAGUCUCUACUUUGCAGCUGAGAGUGUCAAAGAGAUGAACAAGUGGUUGAGUGCGUUCAAGGAGGCCUCCAUUCAAAGGAUACCGACCACAGCCUGUGAAGAUGAAGGUUGCUACAGUGAAGAGAGUGAUCACGAAGAGACAGAGUCGGUAGAAGUGGCAUGUCAGCUUUACACGGAACAGCUGACUGCUGGCAGUAUUAAUGAGGAGCUGCCGCCUCCUCGGUGCUCCUCUUCACCCCGUUGCACCUCAGUCCCGUGCUCUUCUCCGGCCAGCGCCACCUCCUCCCAGACGUCCGUGACGGCCGCCACAUCCCAGACCGAGUCUUGGCUGGACAUCACCACCAUAUCCACUGGGCCGCCCUCCCUGGACCCCCCCCAGAGUGAAGAAGAUGAACCGCAGCAGCAGCAGCAGCAGCAGGAGCAGCAGCCCUCCACUGAAGAGGAUGAGAUGGAGCGGCUGUACCUCCACCUGAAGGAGGCCCGCUUGUCUCCCACAGGGCUCCUGCAGCCCGCCUCCAAACGAGACUACAGGGCCUCCUUCAUCAAGCGGUGCCAGGACGAGGUCAUCAAUGAGAAGCUGCAUCAUGUCAGGACUCUCAACAGCACUUUGAAGUCUAAAGAGGCCGACCUGCUGUGUCUAGAGCAGGUGCUAGCCGACCCCUCCCUCAGUGCCUACAAGUAUCGACAGUGGAGAGAGGCCAACGUGCUGCUUCUCCAGGAGGUUGCCAAGCGCAGACAGCCACCAGGGCGGCGCCAUAGCCCUCCACCACAAGAACCCACCCAAACCACCGCCGGUAGCGCCGCACCCUACUACACAGAGACCAGUGUUUGAACCAUCUCAGGAGUGGGCCUUGAGCAAAGAGUCGUCCUGGAAGUGUGAGGCGAUGGAGAAGCCAGUCUGACUGGUAGGGGGAAUACUAACGGAGCACUCUGACAUGUGUUUAUCAAGAAGUGCUAGAAAGGGUCACGGAGGGACUGGUGGUUAACUACUGACCUAUAUUUUGGGCCUCAAACGCUGCCUGGAGCUGCGGUCUGCGGCUUGAGAUAUAGUUUGCAGAAGAAGCUGUGUGCCCUGCGCUUUGGGGUGGCAGAUGCCUGAUUUGACUCCAUUUGAUCUCUGCACCAGGUUUGUGACACCAGGACUAACUGCGCUUUAUUCAUUUGAUCUUGUAAUGUGCUGUGGGUGUGAAUGUAAGCCAUGUCUGCAGUUGGAAUUAAUUUUCCCUCUCUUACAAACGCACACACCACCAGUGCCUCCGUAUAUAUACGUAACGUACACAUGCACAAUCUAAAGUGAAACUUUCACACAUUUUACCAGUGUCAGUAUCGAAAUGAUGUUCCUCCGACUGGGUUUCCUGUUGGCUUAAGUUAUUUAUUUACAUAUAUUUACAUGUUCAAAGACAUACAUACAUUACAUACAUACAUUACAUACAAGUUUUCACAAUGGUUAGGGAUCUUCAUAGUGUAAUGAGAAAUGAAUACUCGUACUUAUCCGCGCAUCUUGGUUUUACGCAAUGUGUGAUUUUAACUUGAGUCGUCUUUUAAAUAUUGCACAUUUUAUGCCAUCAUAUUUUAUGAUUUAGUUUUUAUCGUUGUAUAUAAAUGUCCUGCUUGUGUGUAUAUAUAUUGCCUUCUCUGUACAGUUAGUUUUUUUUUGUCUGAUUUUAGCAUUAAGUGUAAAGAAGAAAAUAAAAGCCUGGACCAUAAAUUAUUCCUGAGAUUAUCAAUCAGCAAAGUCCCUGAUCAGCCAUUUUAACUGAGUUUAACUUCUCACGUGCCUUUGUGUUGUCUGCACACCCAUUUUUUUUAUCCUUAGUGGAUACUAACACAGUCUGGUGAAUUUAAAUGUAUACAUCAAGACGGUGCUUCGUCUUGGGUAGCCAUCUGCAGUAACUAUAUAUUUAUAUUCUUGCAUAUGAACGCACACAAACUACCCAAAUCUUUUGAUGAAUGGAGUUGUCCCGAACAUCCAGAUGAUAUUCAGCCAUCUGUUGCUCUGCUUUUGUUUGCUGAUACAAAGAAGUCUUUGGAGGCACUGGACUCCCCGUCAAGCCCCAAACCCUGACAGCCAUUCUAAUGAUAAUGAUGAGGGAUGAGGUUGCGGGUACAGGGACUGCUCACUAGGGGGCGGCAUUUAACCUAAUCUCCGUCUGAUCCUCAGCUGCACAGACUGUCACUUGCUUUGAAGCAAAUACUCGCCAGUCAUUACAAGGAAUAAGUUAGAACGGGGAAAAACAUGUUAUGUCUAUUAUUAUUAUUAUUAUUAUUUAUUAUUAUCAUCUUAUUUGAUCCCAAUAAAAAUGUUAACUUGCUCUGAUUUCUCCCUCAUCCAGUUUUGAGGGUGAACAGUUUAUGUAAAGUCCCACUUGUAAAAUAUCUGUAAAUAAACACACACAGUGGUCUUACUGCG